Messenger RNA from Besnoitia besnoiti, 1608 nucleotides. Its product is annotated as SCP family extracellular subfamily protein. The transcript has 3 exons. The record is from RefSeq and is a predicted model, not a curated record. NCBI's taxonomy places the organism in Eukaryota, Apicomplexa, Conoidasida, Eucoccidiorida, Sarcocystidae. The coding region runs from base 1 to 1608 and encodes 535 amino acids.
AUGGUGGGCCAUUGGACACAGGUAGUAAGAGCAGAAGCAUCUACUGUCGGCUGCUGGAUAGUCACCGGGUGCCAAUGCACAGCGGGAAGAUCUUGCCAAAAGGCGAACAACGGGCAGUGGUCCACUUAUAUGGCAUGUCAUUACGACUACGGCAACCUCGGGCAUUUUCCAUACUGGCCUCUCAACCCCAACAUUCAGUAUCGCAUGCCCUCUACGGUAACUCAAAAUCGUCGCCAACGUUGCGGCAGUUGUCCGAAAGGCUUCAACCAGUGUGGAACCACCGUGGGGGGCGGGGAGAAGAGAGACGCGUACUUAUGCGCCGGCUACUGGAACAUCCACGAGUCGAUGCCGCCUGCUGACCUGCUUCGCAAGUCAAUUGCAACUCGACACAGUGCCACCGGGAUACCGUCGUGGUAUUUCAUGGUCCGGAACUGCGCUCGCGGGAACGGAUCUUGCCCGUCAAACUCGGUUUGCUGGGCCUACGAACGUGGGAAAGCUUUAACUGCGGAGCCGCCCGUCCUUGUGAACCAGUGCCAAUGCAAGGGUUUCAGCACGCAGUAUGGAAUAUAUUUCGAGAGGGACAUGUGUGGGCAGUACAGUUCUGUCCAACCAUAUUAUGAUGCGGACGCAUUUUUGACAUUCCUUGAGAAAAAGAAGUCUCUCGACCCUCUUCCUUCGGCCGACGCCUUGCCGAGCGCAGACUACCCUCAAGCACACACGACAGAGGGGACGCACCUUCACAGCGUGAGCCAUCCCUCAGCCGCCAGAUCCAUCAGCACUGAUGGAGCUUUUUUCCAGGUCGGAACGCCGAGUGAAGGAGAGGCGAUUGCUCAAACCCCGCCUUUAGCAGAAACAGCUGAGGAAGCGACCGACCUUAUUAUUUUGCCGGAGGCGCAGUCGUCGCCCACAUCGAUAGGCCAUGCAUUGAGUACACACCAUGGGGUGUACUCAAUGCUCAACCAACUGGAAGACCUUUUGUCGCGGAAGACGACGCCCCUAGCAGACUCAGUCACUGCAUUCCUUUCAGUGGAUGAGAUUACACAAGUAAAACCUCCGUCAGAUGAUUUGAUGUUCGAGUGGAAAAAUGUGGACGACCCGCGAUCUAUUGCUAGAAAGCCCGCGCAUGUUAACGCUGAUGAAGGCAGCGCACUUCAGGUUUCUUCCAACCUUCGUGGCAUCAGCAGACAUCAUAUUAAAGGCUUCUCUUCUCCAGCGAAAGUUACAUGGGAUAAGCUUCCUUCUGACGGGCCUGACAACAUCCACGUUGCUCACGAAACGCUGCUGACUGGAAAGGCUAUAAGCACGUCGCACGCGCGUCUCGCAGGCCAAGACGAAAAGUUUUCUGUGUCAGCAGAAGAAAUUGUGCAGGAAGGCCCCCCUCUUCCUGAUAUUGUGGAUGCAAAGGCGUCGCUAGGUGGUGCCGUCGUCAAUGUUAAGGCUGUGCAGAAUGAGGCCCGUGAGAAGAACAAGACUCCACUUCCCAUUGCAUCCGAGGAGAGCAGCAGCCAACUACAUGCGGUGUCGGCUUCCAAAGGAGGCAGGAGAACGACGCAAUCCCCUCAGCAGCAUCUUGCGACGUCGACGAUAGGAUUUCCUCCGCGGCUGUAA